AUGUCCCAGCGUCUGCGGCGUGUUGAUUCAUUCGACGACAUCAAGAGAGCUGGCUUGUUCCGUGGAGUUUCCAUUCUGAACGUGCUCUACUCACAGGCUGUCAUCUUUGCCAGCGGCCUCGCCGGCGUGAUUGGUGCUGCCGCCGAAGGAAGAUCGAGCUUGCGAAGCGCAGAUGACUCAGACAGAGGUGCUAUUGAUGCAAUGUUCGAAUCAACCAGUCCAGCUGAUAGAGUAGAUUACUUCAUCAGCCACACCUGGAGUUCGGACCGGUGGACGAAGUAUCUUGCUUUGUGUUUGCACCUGAACCUGCGUCUAGCAGUCUUCUCUUCGAUUCUGACCUGGAUCCUGACUGCCACUGCUCUGGUGCUUUGGGCUGGCUCACUUGGUGCCUGGGGAGGCAGCAGGCUGCUUUUGCCAUCUCUGGUCUAUUGGCCGAUGGCUAUCUUCUACCUCGUCUUCUUUUAUGGCCAUUUGCUGAGCAGACAUUGGCAGAAGUUGCCGACUGUUUGGCUGGACAAGAUGUGCAUUCAUCAGGGGGACGAGGCCAUGAAGGCGCAGCAGGUUACUGCGUUGCCCGUGUUCGUGGCAUGCUCCUCGCGAAUUUUGGUCUUAUGGGAUGACACCUAUUUUGAGCGUCUAUGGUGCAAUUUGGAGCUUGCCACCUUCGCCAAGUACGGCAGUGCAGAGAGAGUUGAAAUACGGCCGCUGUGGUUGGCUCCAUGGCUCCUCUGGUCCAUGCUCCUCGAUCUCGCCAGCGCUUCGUUCUUCGAGGUCUGUGAGGUCGCCUUCCCGAAUUGGUCCAUGGAUUUGGUGAAGGAUCUAGUUGACUUUUUCGAGAACACGUUUCAACUCGGAGAGGCAUCACCGCAGGGUCUGGUGAUUGCCUGCAUGGCCAUCUGGACCAUGUCAGGUGCUUGUUAUUUGCCGACUUCCGUCCCGGCCUUCUUGGCUUUCCGACAAAAGAUUGCCAAUCACCACCUCAUGUUGGAGCAGAUGUCGCAGUUCGAUUUACGAAGGGCAAAAUGCACGAUCGAGGCUGAUCGGAAGCUCGUCGAGAGCCAAGUGGAGGAACUCUUCUCUGAAAAAGGAACCGAUCGGCUGCCUGCUUGGGAUGACUCUGACGAGUUGCUGCGAGAAGGCGACAUGGUGGUGAAGGUACAUUUGCACGACAGGGUGACAUGGUCGGAACGGCAGCACUCGACCGAGCAAGCUCUGGACAAGUUCAAUGCUUACGUGAGGGGACCUUUGCAAGAUACCGUUCGGGACACCAUUGGUGAUGAGACCCAUGUGCCAUACUACCUGUGCAUGGUUGCCUACCUGCCUAUGGGGUUUUACUCGCUGGUCAACGUGCUCGGCUGCGAUAACGGCCCGUGUGAGAAGUCAUUUGUGGAGGGGGGAUACUCGUCUUUCGCAUCGUAUAUGUUGACGCAGGUGGUGGCAUGGAUUCUGUGCAUGCUACUGAGCUUUCCGAUCACGCACCCUGUCCUCCUUCGCCUGAUGCAUGUCACCAUGUCCCGCACGAACGGCUGCCUCCAAUUUCUUCUUGCCACACUCUGUUGCCCGCUAGCUUAUGCGUACACGUACAUGUGCCUGGGCCUGCAAUGUCGGUGA
Molecule: messenger RNA, 1611 nt
Organism: Symbiodinium natans
Lineage: Eukaryota; Dinophyceae; Suessiales; Symbiodiniaceae
Source: the annotation of a GenBank genome assembly